AUGGUUUUAAGGAACAAUUUUGAAAAAACGUUAAGGGACUUGGAAACGAGAAUUAAGGAAUUAGAGCAAAGUAACGAAGGGUUACGUUCACAAUUCAAAUAUUUUGAAGAAAAACUUGGAGAACGAGAAGAAACCAAAGCCAAGCAAGAAAUUAUUAAUAAUUUAGAAGAAAAGAUUAGAGAACGAGAAGAAGUGUAUAAUUUGAUUGAAAGUUUUGCUGAAGAGUUAUCCACGUAA
Messenger RNA from Funneliformis mosseae, 237 nucleotides. The record is from the annotation of a GenBank genome assembly. Lineage: Eukaryota; Fungi; Glomeromycota; Glomeromycetes; Glomerales; Glomeraceae.